This is a messenger RNA of Candida albicans SC5314, 1839 nucleotides long. RefSeq names its product Est1p (gene EST1). Lineage: Eukaryota; Fungi; Ascomycota; Pichiomycetes; Serinales; Debaryomycetaceae. Gene Ontology annotation, biological process: nuclear-transcribed mRNA catabolic process, nonsense-mediated decay. The transcript has a single exon. Bases 1 to 1839 code for a protein of 612 amino acids. Gene Ontology annotation, molecular function: telomeric repeat DNA binding; protein binding; telomerase RNA binding. The record is from RefSeq and is a predicted model, not a curated record. Gene Ontology annotation, cellular component: telomerase holoenzyme complex.
AUGUUUGCGGGUAGUGUUUGCGUAAUUUAUAAAAGUGUCACAACAAAAAAAAAUUUUUUUCUUUUUCUUUUCACCAACAGUUAUGCUCUAGCCAUGGCAUAUACAGAUGAGAUUCAACUAUAUAAAACCAAACUUGAUGAUAUUUUAGCGAAAAAGUAUAUUGACCAGUCGUUAUUGGUUGGGUUUACUGCGUCGUUGCAAGCCAAGUUUUAUGGGUGGAUUGUUGCCGACUUGGAUAGGUACCACCACAAUUUGGGGUUGCCGUUUCGUACCAUUGAUUUGUUUGAGACGUUGUGGGCAGAUUUUCAUUCGCCGAUUAUCAAGUUUUUCCAGCACCAGCAUGCCGUUGUGUUUGAAGAGAUUAACAACAACCUCAAAGAGUGUCAACGGGAAGGGAAACCGGGGAGUUUUAAAGUCAAGCCAGUGGAGAUGAGGAAGAUUAACGAUAGUUUUAUCAAGUUUAUCAAGGAUGUGUUUGGGUUUUAUUCGAAAUUGCUAAAGUAUUUUGUUACGCACUAUAGGAACUCGUACUUGCCAAAGAAGUUUAUGGAGUCGUUUAAUUUUACGGUCGAGAAACUGGCGGUGUAUUGUGCUGACGAUAAUUUCCAGGCCAAUGUAUUGUACCUCGUGCACAGGUGCUGUUUGUCGUUGGGGGAUAUACACCGACACCGGACAUUUAUAGAGACGAGUUUUGUCACGCCGGCGUCGUCGAACAGAGAGUAUUUCCGGAUCCGGUCAAGCACUGACAAGACGUUUUUGUUUCCGGCGUACUCCAAGGCGUUGCAGUACUACCAUUUGUGCAUUAUGUUGUUGCCGGCGUUGAACGAGCCGUAUAACCAUAUUGGGGUGAUCUACAACUUGGUCGAUGAAAAGUUUACUGCCGUAUACUGGUUUUUGCGGUCGCAGUUUACGCGGAUCCCAGACUACAAGUUGGGGCUUGCCAAUUUGACCAAGUUGUUGCAGAAACACUGGUUUACGACGGCGUUGGUGGAUAUUGUCAAGUCGACGCCAGAACGGCGCUUUAGCAACACCAGGAUAAUGAAUGUGUACUUGGUGUGUUUGAUUGGGUAUAUAUAUUGUCCGGAAAAGUACAAGAGUGGCCCCAAUAUUGUCAAGAAGAUUCUGUUUUCUAAGAUUGAGACAGACUUUUUCAAGAUGUUGGACAAGAAUUUUGAGGAAGAGGUGGUGUUGCAGCAGCUUGUGGUGGCGUUUUCGUUUUUAAAGUUGGAUGGCCAAGAAAAGUUAGUAAAGUUUACGUUUAGGUUUGUGGAGAGGGUAUUGGGGUGUUUGAAAACCCAGGAGUCGUUGGUGAUUCUAAGGUUUUUGUUGAAUGUAUUGCGUGAGAACCAAGAGUUUUUGAAGGUGUUUCAGUCGCGGAAAAAGUGUGUGGUGUACUUGUGUGCGGUGUUGAAUAAGUACUACCAGGAGGUUAGUCACCGCCCGACGCGUGCCUACUAUUUCUGGGAGGAUGUGCAUUUCCGGGACUUUUCGUUGAUCAAGUACCAGUUUAAGGAUUUUAGAGACGAUGGGAUAUUUGAGGCGAAUGAUAUAGAUGUGUUGGUCGGGGAUUAUGCGGGAGAUAGACUGAAUGAGAAUGAUCUACGUGCUAAGGCGGUGUUGGUGCUAGGCAAGAAAAUAUUAGGUGGGGCCGAAGGGUAUGAAGUGAAGGAGGCCGAUAAGUUGUCUAUCAAGAGACGCGACCAGGCUGUGGUGGUGCCGCAGUCUCUUGAAGAAAUCCAGCUGCUUAUAUCGAACCAGGCAAAGGAACUUUGUAUGGACAUUGACCAAGGCAUGCAAAAUAUGGUUGACAAACUAGUAGAAGAUGAUCCGAUCUGGUGA